CUCCAUCAUUCACUCGUUCAAGUCACUCACUCACCCUUCUCCUACCAAGACCGUUCCUUAAGGCAUCUCUACCAUCCGUAGCCAGAACAAGGAGGAUGAAGACUGCCACCUUUGCUCUCGCCUGCGCCGCCUCGGUGUCGGCUCACUAUGGUGACGUCUCUUCGAUCUUUGACUCAUGGAGUGCUGGUACCGUCAGCUAUGCUCCGACCACGGCCCCUACCACUACUGCUACCGGUGGGCCCGAUAAGGGCGACGGGGGACAGUGGACAACAAGCACCGUCUACACCACGGCAGUUCAUACUAUUACCAGCUGUCCGCCUGCUGUUACCUUAUGCCCGGCCCAUAGCACCGUGGUCACCACCGUCACCAUUCCGGUCAGCACCACUGUCUGCCCUGUAAGCUCCGGGACUCCGCCACCACCGCCUCCUCCAGCUUCUUCGGGCUCUCCUCCUCCUCCACCGCAGUCUUCGGUUCCUCCUGCAUCGUCUGGUGGUCCCUCGGCACCUCCUCCGCCGCCACCUUCACCCCCGGCCUCAUCAAGUGCUCCUUCUGCUCCUCCUGCAUCGUCUGGUGCCCCCCCGGCACCUCCCGCUUCAUCUGGUGCUCCUCCCGCACCUCCCGCGUCAUCCGGAUCUCCUUCGCCUCCUCCUCCUCCGCAUCCACCAGCCAGCACCGGAGCUCCUUCAGCUCCUCCAGCCUCCACUCAACCCUCGCCUAGCAACCCAGCCAGCUCUGCUGCCCCGCCGCCACCUCACAAUUCCGGCCCGUCUGCCACUGAGCCCUCCGCUUCUGGCUCCAGCUCUGGCGGCGGCGGCGGCGGCGGCGGCGCACCCCCGACCGCUACCACCAGCCCGGGUCCUGUCGUCACUGCUGGCGCAUCGAUUGAGCGCGCCCAUCACGCUGGUGGUGCCUUGGCUGUUCUUGCUGCCCUUAUUGCCCUUCUUUAGGUGGCAGGUUUCAUGCGGUCAUGACAGUGGCCAUGGGAAGAAAAGGAGAGUGAUGAAAAGUAAUGGAUUAAAAAGUUUCUGGAUCGGAGGGUAGCUAAUGGCGGUAAGAGAGUUGAAGAAGAACUUUAGAUCGAAUUUCUUCUUAUUAUUGGUUCAAUUCGGCGACUGGGACUACUUGGGUUACUUGCAGAGAUGAGAGACCAUUGGGUUAUGUGGGGAGCUACUUCUAAUGAUCGAUAACUUGUUUGCCUUGUGGCCUCUAAUGGGGUUACACUUUUAGUUUAUCACAUACUCGCAUAGUAUCGUCUCAGAUGAUCAAGUGUGUCAUUAUACACUACCAGCUUGUUGUAGACUGCG
Neurospora crassa OR74A is the source of this 1304-nucleotide messenger RNA. RefSeq lists its product as hypothetical. The coding region runs from base 96 to 947 and encodes 283 amino acids. The transcript has a single exon. The record is from RefSeq and is a predicted model, not a curated record. NCBI's taxonomy places the organism in Eukaryota, Fungi, Ascomycota, Sordariomycetes, Sordariales, Sordariaceae.